CGCACUGUAUACGUAUACAGUGCGCUGCACACAGGCGAUCUGCCCGCAGGAUAUUGCGGAGAGCGUAAUCGAAUAAAAAAUUUGGAUGGCGUCCAGAGACAAAAGCAGCUGCUGAGGCAUCUUGGCAAAGGCAAAGAUGCCAGAAACUUCCCUGUCGCUGGUCGAGAUCACUUUCUGAUUUUGAAGGACCUUGGAUCUGCUUGGAUCUGCUUGGAUCUGCUGGAUCUGCUGCCGAUACGGUCGGCUGGCGUGCUCGGAAAUACCCAGGACGACCAAGCGCAGGGUGGAUUCACGAUGGCCACGACCAAUUAUUCAUGCCUGCCGUGUAUUUAAUCGUACUUGGGUGUUUUUCAAGAACAGAACCUACCAAAUUGGUUCUGCUUUGAGUUUCUUCUCUUCUUUCUUUACGAUUUUCUCAUUCUGAAAAACUCACUUAACACGUUUGGCACACCUAGCCUGACCUUCGGCAUAAAAUAGAUUCAAUCUGCAGAGGUUAAGAUUCUUGAGGCCGAGUGCAAUAAACUAUUACGAAACGAAGGGAUUCCCUCGGACGACGCAAGUCUUGAGCCUCGAGAUCGUCGACCGUCGUUCCUACGAAUCUCGCAGACGCUCCGGUCUUUCGGUUUUUCGCGUCGAACAAUAAGAGACCUUUGACGGCAAGAGCUGUCGGAAACAGCAUCGCUCCUCCUCCGUACUGUCCUUAUUGUACUGGUAUUGCGUAACAUGACUCUCCUGACGCAAUCGCUGAAUUAAACCGCCCGAGACUCACAAUUAAA
Messenger RNA from Cephus cinctus (wheat stem sawfly), 776 nucleotides. RefSeq lists its product as uncharacterized. NCBI's taxonomy places the organism in Eukaryota, Metazoa, Arthropoda, Insecta, Hymenoptera, Cephidae. The record is from RefSeq and is a predicted model, not a curated record.